AUGGACUAUUUGGCUUGGUUGGCCAAAACGCCGGCUGUUAAUGAUAUGAUGGGAAUUGAAGAAUACAUUCGCAAAGAGAAGGAAGAGUCCGUACGGGUUAUGAAAAAGCGAUUGAGAAAGGGUAAAGAAACGGGUAAACAACGGGCUGAAGAGAUCUUAGGAGAAGCCAACAAAUUGUAUGUUCAAGGCCAACUAAACUUAUCUAUUGAUAAGAUUAAAGAAGCACUUAGUUAUCACAGUACGUCUGAUAGUGCCUAUUAUUUACUAGGAGUGAUUUAUGAGGAAAUGGAUGCUGAAGAUAAGGCUUUUAAUGCCUUUUUGAUUGCUGCUAGUAUUAAGAAGAGUGAUUUACUACUCUGGGAGAAGUUGUACCAGCAAAAGAAAGCAGUUGAAGAUAAAGAAUUUCAAGUGUACAUUUUGAAGCGGAUUAGAAAGAUAAAACCGAGUUUAUCUGUUUUAGAAGAGAUGUUGCAAGUUUAUCAAUCUUUGGGCCAGAAAGAGAAAGUUUUUGAAAUUCGGGCCGAUCUUUUGCCUUACUUAGGAUUUGCCACUGACUUAGUAGUAGAUUUACUAGUGAAUGCUCGAUCAUUGAAGAACAAAAGCCGGAUUAUUGAACGAAUAAGUCGUGAACUAAGUAAGGAGAAGAAGAUUCUUUUGGCUCCGGAUGAGUUCUUGAUUGGGUUUAUUGAUUUGUUGUUUGUAGAGGAGAAGUAUAAAGAACUAUCUACUAUUCAGGAUUCUUUGGUUUAUUUACAACGAGUCCCGGAAUGUUGGCGAAGUCGGGUGAUUUUGUUCUUUGCCGGUUUGAUUGCCGAAAUGACUAGUAAGUGCUUUGUUUGUCGUAGUAGUGGACAUUGGUGUACGUGUAAGGAUAAUUUGAUUAUUGAUGAGGCUAAUCAUACUUUACUGGUUAAUGGCAAAGAGUCUAUUAUGAUUAAUGCUGUGCCGGACAUUGAAUUACUAGCCGAUCCUUUGCACUUGGUUCUAACUGGACAUUUUAUGGACGUACUCUUGCGAUUGAAGAAAUAUGCUUUGGUCUUACGGUUGUUACAACUAGUGGAUGCUAAGGCUGAUGAAGUCUUUCCCUUAGAACUUCCAGAUGAACCUGAGACUUUACAAGUGCAUAAACCGAUUGUAACUGAACGUUUACGUAUUAAGCAACGACUAGCUGUGAUUUAUGAACGAGUUAAGGAGUAUGACAAGUGUAUUUUACAGUAUAAGAACAUUCUACAGUAUAAAGAAGUCUUAGAAGGUGUAGCUCAAAACAUCUUUGAAGAGACGAAAAUGAAGAUAUCUCAGAUCUAUGAAAAAGCCGGUAAUAUUGAUUUGGCGUUAGAGUAUGCUUUACAGAUAAAAGCUAGUGAGUAUCAGUUUGAAGAGACGAUUCAACGCGGCUCACUUUUCUUUCAUAGUGCAGCUGAUUGUACUCGAGCUCGUUCUUUGCUUUAUAAGGUCCAACAUAUUUGUCGUUCGGAAAUGAUGCAGCCGGAAAAGGCCGAUCGAGCUUACUUUCUAGCCUCUUCUCGUGAGUUAAUUCAUCUCUUUCUUAAGAACAACUUUAUCUGUUUCUAUCUUAAGAAGAAGAAGAAGAAAAAGCGUAAUUCAGCUGAUAAGGAGAUUUUACCGGGUGGUCAACUCUUAGCAACUAAAGAGUUUGAAUCGGAUUAUGCUCUACUCCAGGAAAUUAACGGUUUAGGCCAGGUUUGUUAUGAUAAAGAAGAAGCUAAAGAUCUUAGUAAAUCACAAAAGAUCUAUUUUGAUAUCCUUGCUUCUCUUUUAGGUGGUCUUUCUUUGGAAGAAUGGAUUGAGUUGCUUAAAAAGUACGUUAUCUCUCUUUAUUAUGAAAAGUCACCAGUUGUUUCACUAUUACUGCUUAAAAAAGCCCUUUCUUCUUCGGUCUUACGGACAUCUUUAGCUGGUUAUGCUGACUUGUUAUGGCUGAUGAUUAAAAUUGCUAUUCAGUCACAGGAUAUUGCUUCUUUAGGGUAUGCUAUUAAUCAGCUGACUGUUUUCUAUUCACGUCGAUCGUCUAUUGAUUUUUCGUCCUUUUGUUAUCUGGGGUACUUCUUAUUGACUCAGAUUCCUCUCUACUUUAAGAGUAAGCACUUCUUUAUGGUUCAAAAGAACUUCCAACGAGCACUACGUCGUCGCCUUCUACGACCAGGCUGUAACAAACCUUAUACUCUUACUUUACUUGGUCUGUCCUAUACUCCAAGUUUUAUCUAUACUGAUACUAUGGAAAGACUUGAAAAGCUUAUGCAUACUUCACGUCUUCCAGAAAUAGAUACGUCUCUUCUUGGUAUUACUAGAGCCAUUACUUUUGCUUCUCUUUUCCUUACUCAUGCUUCUAGUCGUAAAGUCAUUGAUCGCAACCGUUAUAUCAAAAAAGGCAUUCAUUUACUUAAAUCCCAUCUUGAUUAUCUUCUUACCCAUUAUCCACCUACUACGCCAAUUCAGUCACCACAAAUCACUAUUCUUCCCCAUUCUAAUUCUACUCCUUCUAUUCUCUACCAGUUCCAGCAAACUUCAACUCCUAAUUUCCUUUACACGGAAAGUGAUACCACCGAAAAACUAGCCCUUCUCUACUACAACUUAGGCCGAGCCUACCAUCAGUACAAACUCCUAGGUCUAGCCGAAAAGUACUACCUACAAGCCAUCGCACAUUCCACCAGUAUGGAAACUCACCAACUCGCCACCAUCAAUCUCUCACUACUGAACCGCCAAGUCAGUAUUAUCCCACCUACCCAGAUCUAA
Molecule: messenger RNA, 2754 nt
Organism: Nematocida homosporus
Lineage: Eukaryota; Fungi; Microsporidia
Exons: 1
Coding region: 1-2754 (917 amino acids)
Biological process (GO): transcription by RNA polymerase III
Cellular component (GO): transcription factor TFIIIC complex
Molecular function (GO): protein binding
Source: RefSeq, a predicted model, not a curated record